This is a messenger RNA of Penicillium odoratum, 450 nucleotides long. RefSeq names its product E2 ubiquitin-conjugating protein UBC13. Lineage: Eukaryota; Fungi; Ascomycota; Eurotiomycetes; Eurotiales; Aspergillaceae. The coding region runs from base 1 to 450 and encodes 149 amino acids. Gene Ontology annotation, molecular function: ubiquitin conjugating enzyme activity. Gene Ontology annotation, cellular component: nucleus. The record is from RefSeq and is a predicted model, not a curated record. Gene Ontology annotation, biological process: protein K63-linked ubiquitination; DNA damage tolerance. The transcript is spliced from 4 exons.
AUGGCCCUGCCGAAGCGCAUUAUCAAAGAGACCGAGCGGUUGAUGGCUGAGCCGGUCCCCGGUAUUAACGCCGUCCCCCAUGAAGACAACCUACGAUACUUCGAUGUCUCCAUUCACGGUCCAUCCCAGUCUCCCUACGAGGGUGGCAUCUUUCGUCUCGAGUUGUUCCUCCCCGAUGACUACCCCAUGACCCCGCCAAAGAUCCGCUUCUUGACCAAGAUCUAUCAUCCCAACAUCGACCGUCUCGGCCGUAUCUGCUUGGAUGUUCUGAAGAACAACUGGUCUCCUGCUCUCCAGAUCCGCACCAUCCUUCUCUCCAUCCAAGCCCUUCUCGGCGCACCGAACCCCGAUGACCCCCUCGCCAACGAUGUAGCCCAGCGUUGGAAGGAUGAUGAGCCAGCUGCCAUCCAGACCGCGAAGGAGUGGACCCGCACCCACGCUAUGACUUGA